UCGCCAAUCAAAUCAUCAAGAACGAGCACAGAACGAGAAAAACUGAGAAAUAAAACUUUUUGGUGGUUUAUCUGUCAUAGACUUCUUUUUCUUUUUUUUUUUCUCAAUAAACUAUCGAACCACUAUUGUGUAUAGAUUAGAUUCAAACAAAGCUCUAACAAAACAUGUUUUAUUCUUUUCCUCUGUUUUAUUUCAUUAGGCUUGUCCCACAAAAUUCACACUUCUACACAUUCACACAAUCAGGAUACUUGGACACCAACACGAUAGAAGAGGUUUGGGCGAUUUUGAAAGUGAGCAAUGAACAUAUUGAAUUCAACAUGCGUUGAGCAGACAAUCGUUAGUGAUGACAGAAAAAAGCUGCAAACGCACCUAGAUUGAUAGCCAUCGUCUGCGUUUACUUUGUGAUCAUUUACUAACUGUGUAUUCCCUUAGGUUAUGCAUCCAUCGAAAUUCCUGGUAAACUCUUCUAAUUGCUCGGUUGGUCACGAUAUUUACAUCAAUCUCAAUCAUGAAUGUCAACAAAUUAUCAAUGACAUGAAAAGUCAAAUAUUCUUCGACCACAAUUUGGAAUAUCGCCAUCUUAUGUUCCUCUUAAACAAUCGUACAACCAUUGAAUAUAAACUAAUUGAGCUGUUAUUCGAUCGGAUCAAUCAAUUAAACGUACCAUCAGAUGUUCGUGAAAGGUUGCUUUGCAAUCUACACGAGGUUAGCAUGGCUUUCACUCCUGUCGAUAUCUACAUCGACGACAACAAUAGUUUUCGUCCUGAUUCUGAUUCAGAAUCUGAAUCUCAAGGAGAAUUACUCGUUGAUCAUCCAAAUGGUGAUAUCAAUUCGUCUGAUAGUAGUUACGAAUAUGACGUGCCAGAGAAUAUCCAACUCGAUGAUUACCAACUCGAGCAUGGCGUUGGUAUUAUCGCCAGUGAUCUUACGGAUCCAAAUACAAAAGUAACUACAAACAAUAACACUCCUCAUUUUCUCAACUAA
Molecule: messenger RNA, 984 nt
Organism: Adineta ricciae
Lineage: Eukaryota; Metazoa; Rotifera; Eurotatoria; Adinetida; Adinetidae
Source: the annotation of a GenBank genome assembly